Nicotiana attenuata is the source of this 689-nucleotide messenger RNA. Its product is annotated as vegetative cell wall protein gp1-like. Bases 79 to 606 code for a protein of 175 amino acids. The transcript is spliced from 2 exons. The record is from RefSeq and is a predicted model, not a curated record. Lineage: Eukaryota; Viridiplantae; Streptophyta; Magnoliopsida; Solanales; Solanaceae.
UUCUCACUUGACUAUCCAAUACACUUUCUUAUAUAUCUACAAAAAUCAAUCUCCUCAAACAUCUUAGAAUUUAUUAAAAUGCUGAGAGUUUCAACAAUUUGGGCAAAAUACUCGUUAAUGAAAAGAAUCAUUCCUAUAGCCAACACAAAAUCUUCAUCCCUUGUUCUAACUUCGAAUACUUCACUACUUUGGCUUAGAAAAAUGAGCAGCCAGGAGGCAGAGCCAAAGACUCAAAAUAUGCCAGGCCAACAUGACAAACUUCCAUCUGAUUUUCCUACUACCGCAACGCCACCGAUCACCACACCCACCGACGCACCGCUGGCGGUGGAGGAUUCACCUUUUGUACCUGAUUUUGAUGCUAUUCCACCCAUAAGACCAGGUGAAGACCCUCCAACGCCAUCACCGUCGCCAACUGCACCACGAAUUGACAGUCCAGAAUUUUCUGAACCGCCGAACACCUCACCGCCUAGCCAUGAAGCACCACGGCCGCCGACUUCGCCGCCUGGACAACCGGAAGCGUUUCCACCACACGCUCCGGAUGCCAGACCUCCGAAACCUCCAGAUCCUGCAGAGCAAAUUAGAUCAUCUAAUGUCAGAUCUGAGUAGUAGUAGUGUUUAAAAGAUAAAUGAAAAUUCAGGUUCCUGUAAUUUGUUGAUUUAUUGCUAAGAAUGGUUAUUUGCACGUUUCC